This is a messenger RNA of Macadamia integrifolia, 2278 nucleotides long. Its product is annotated as UDP-N-acetylglucosamine--dolichyl-phosphate N-acetylglucosaminephosphotransferase-like. NCBI's taxonomy places the organism in Eukaryota, Viridiplantae, Streptophyta, Magnoliopsida, Proteales, Proteaceae. Gene Ontology annotation, molecular function: UDP-N-acetylglucosamine-dolichyl-phosphate N-acetylglucosaminephosphotransferase activity. The record is from RefSeq and is a predicted model, not a curated record. Gene Ontology annotation, cellular component: membrane. The coding region runs from base 754 to 1971 and encodes 405 amino acids. Gene Ontology annotation, biological process: dolichol-linked oligosaccharide biosynthetic process; protein N-linked glycosylation. The transcript is spliced from 12 exons.
AAACUCCAGCGCGUCAUAGAAAGCUUAUGAACAGAAAACUAUGUUGGAAAGAAUAUCGCAAAUUAUAAAUCUUCAUUAGAAUUCCAGAUUCAGUGUAACAUUCAGACUACGUUCUCUUCAGAUUUACCAGCCAACAAAAGAAUAGACUUCUACCCAAGGAUUUUUUAUUUUUUAUUUUUUAAAUAAAAAGAAUAGACAAUAUUACUACAAGAGAGCUCAUAUAAGGAUUAUACAAUGAUUGAUUAAUGUUUUGAGAGAUCUCUUUACACAUUUAAUUAUUUUUACAACCAAAUUAAGCGCUAGAAAAUUAGAAGGAAAAUCCAAGAGUAAAGGAGUCGGUCUGUCUAGCAUACUGUGGUGCUACCUCGUCUUCAGGUAAGUAGUUCCCGGACAGAAUAGUUCUCAAAAUAACGUCAAUACCGUCCAGACUCCACUGCAUUGCCUGUGAAUCUUUCUCUCAUUACGUGUCUCCGACGGAUUGUAUUGAACCGCCUCCUUCAUGCAUGAUCGGGAACGAGCCCUUGCAAGGUUUCGACAUCCUCCGGUUCGUCUUGGCGUGGAUUCUGCUAAAAGAAUUUUCUUAGUGGAUUUGUUACAGUUGUUUCGGAUUCGGAGAAGCUUCUCCACUGCGGUGUAUUCUUAAAAAACAAUUGAGAAAGAAGGAUUUUAUUUUCUUAGUGGAUUUGCUUCUUUCCCAGGCCCUUCGGGCGUGGCCCUUCUCUGCAUAAAGCAAUAAACUCGACAAAGUACGGCAUGGGUGCUCCGCAGAAAGGAUUGUCGAAUGCCACAGAGAAAGAUCCUUCAAUCACUCCUUCAAGAUUAGUUUCGAUUUCAAACGUUGCUGUCUUAUUCUUCGCCGCAUUCUUCUACCUGAUCUUCUUCCACUACGAAAUUGAGGAAGAGAUAAAGAGAUCUAUCCUCAUAAACACAGCUCUGAGCUUCGUGGGUUUUAUCAUAACGCUCCUUUUGAUUCCCGUGGGCUCCCGGUACGUGCUGAAGCGUAAUCUGUUUGGGUAUGACAUCAACAAGAAGGGCACCCCUCAAGGUUCAGUCAAAGUGCCUGAAACAUUGGGUAUUGUUGUUGGGAUUGUUUACCUGGUCUUGGCUAUAUUAUUCCAGUAUUUUAACUUCACAUCGGACUCCAAUUGGCUUGUUGAGUACAAUGCAGCAUUAGCAUCUAUUUGCUUCAUGAUUCUUCUUGGAUUUGUUGAUGAUGUCCUUGACAUCCCUUGGAGAAUGAAAUUGCUUUUGCCAUCAUUUGCUGCACUUCCCCUGUUGAUGGCAUAUGCUGGACAUACAACAAUCAUUAUUCCAAAGCCACUUGUUCCAUAUGUUGGGCUAGAAAUUUUGGAUCUGGGGUGGGUGUAUAAACUGUAUAUGGGCCUUUUGGCAGUAUUUUGCACCAACUCCAUCAAUAUCCAUGCUGGCAUAAAUGGCCUUGAAGCUGGGCAGACAGCUGUAAUUGCAUCUGCUAUCUUAAUUCAUAAUGUAAUGCAAAUUGGAGCGUCUUCAGACCCGGAGUACAAGCAAGCUCAUGCAUUCUCUAUUUACCUUGUGCAACCCUUGCUGACCACUACUCUUGCUUUACUUUGUUAUAACUGGUAUCCUUCUUCAGUUUUUGUUGGCGACACCUACACUUACUUUGCUGGAAUGGCUAUGGCUGUAGUUGGCAUACUAGGUCACUUCAGUGAAACACUUUUGAUCUUCUUCCUGCCUCAAGUUUUUAAUUUCCUUCUGUCACUCCCUCAGCUUUCUGGCUAUUGCAAAUGUCCUCGACACCGUCUGCCAAGAUUUGAUCCUCAGACAGGACUAUUAACUGGGACAGAUGAUGGGACACUUGUGAAUUUCUCUUUAAGAUGUUUUGGCCGGAUGUCUGAGACUUCUCUUUGCCUUCUGCUUCUUGUUUUACAGGCUCUUGCGUGUGGCUUUUGUUUCUUCCUGAGGUACUGCCUUGCUGGUUGGUAUAAAUAAAGUUGUGGAGAACCUGAAAAGAGUGCGGUCCAUCUUAUUGACUUGUGAAAACUUCUCUGACCUUGUUUCUCUCCUAUUUUGCCAUUACUUCUGUAUCUGAGUUAUGCAAAGAUAGCACAUUCUCUAACUGUAAUGAACACAACUGCUUUAAGUCACAGUUUUGAGAUUGUGCAACUGUGGUGGUAGGGUAGGAUGAGAAUGAGUUAACAAUUUUUAUAUUUAUUAGAAAAAUUCCACUGCUAGCUGAAAUAUGUAUCAUGGCAUUAUAUUUUCUGGAAUAAUUUAAAGUACCAUUCCAUUGCAAACA